AAAAAAUUAUAGAAACAGGUACUACCGUAGCAUCAGGAAGCAAACCAACUUCCCAAGUUGUUAUCUUGAAUAGAGAAAUGUCAACAUAUGAACCAGAAGUGUAUGAACAACAAAUAGACAUGAAAGCAGAAACAGAUACUAGAAGUUCCAAAAUUCAAGAUAACCAGAAAAUGGUUAAAGACUUGAAGAAAAACAAGGAAAUUGAAUGGAAAGAAGUGAAAAAACAUAAAGGCAAACAUGCUGAGAAAUCUGGUAUCAUUAAAAAACCAAAUAACGAAGAGGAUAACAGGUCCAUUGCAUCUUACAACUCAGAAGAUGACUACCAGAUGAUCUCUGCAUAUUAUGACAACAAAGAAGAAAUGGAAAAAGGUAACAAAAUCAAUGUGGGCGACAAUGCAGAACAGCCUACCUACAUGCAUAGGGCACAAAUCUUUAAAAGGAAUUCUGAGAAAGAUCUCAUAAUAAUACAACUAGAUCAAACAGUAGAUAAUCUUAAAUCACGUGGAGAAUUUGCAACAAGGAUUAUUGAUCUCCCUUAUGGUAUGACAGCUAGAGAAUUAUUUCCUCAUAUAGCAAAGCUGAAAACAAAAACUUGCUACUUCCCUCGUACCAGGAAUAAUAGAAGGAAAAAUAAAGUAAUUUUAUCUUUUGCUCUUAAAGAAGAAUGUGAUAAUGCAAUAGAAUUUAAAUGGGAAACAGCUAACUUCAAUAUACAAAUUGCCACUGAAAGAAUAGAAAAAUUUGGAGCAAUGUAUAAAAAACAUAACUCACAUUAUUUCAAAAUAAUUAGCAGACAAGCAGGGGAAAAAACAUAUGCUGAAGUAGCAAAGAACAAAACAAAAGACAAAGUCAUGGAAAUAUUACAACAAAUAGUAGGCCGUGUUGAUUUGUUAGAACAAAAAAUUAAAGAAAGCUCACCUAAUACUCGAGAUAUGGAUGAUAUAAUAUCUCAUGAAUCGAAUCUUGAUUCAACAUAUAUAGAAACCAAGAAUGAGCCAAUAAUAAAUAACAUAAUAGGAAUAUCAGAAACCAGAUGUAAUGAAAACAAGAAAAAAUGGUUUGGCGAUGGAAAGGACAAACUCAGAGGACAUUGGUCAUCAAAUGGAGCUAGUGCAGGUGUGACAUUAAUUUUUACAAAAGAAUUUAACAACGAGAUAUUCCUACUAUUAACUGGUAAAGACAUGAUCGAUUGCUAUUGUGUGGUACAUCCAGAAAACAAUGGAUACACUUGGAAGAGUAAUAAUUCAACUGAACAAAGUAGAAUAGAUACAAUAUGGAUGUCACAGGAAUGGGGCAACAAAAUUAAACGUUGUGAACUAGAUGAUCUGCAACUAGUUACAGAUAGUGAUCAUAAACUUUUAAGAAUACAAAUUAAAAAGGCAUGGCAAAACAAACAUACAGAAGUUAUGAUUGAAAAUAGAGGUCCACGCUAUAAUAUGAAACUAAUGGAUGAAGGAAAAUGA
Molecule: messenger RNA, 1463 nt
Organism: Diversispora eburnea
Lineage: Eukaryota; Fungi; Glomeromycota; Glomeromycetes; Diversisporales; Diversisporaceae
Source: the annotation of a GenBank genome assembly